Molecule: messenger RNA, 2700 nt
Organism: Mycotypha africana
Lineage: Eukaryota; Fungi; Mucoromycota; Mucoromycetes; Mucorales; Mycotyphaceae
Product: Fusaric acid resistance protein-like-domain-containing protein
Exons: 4
Coding region: 1-2700 (899 amino acids)
Source: RefSeq, a predicted model, not a curated record
AUGAUGCUAAAUGUGGGAAUGAUGAUACCCUGUGCAGUUUGGAGCGGUCUUGUCACUUUUUUUUGUACAUUAUAUAAUAGAGCUUUGCUCAGUAAUCCUCAUUUAUACCACAACGGUGCAGGCUUUAUUGGCGCAAUAGGCUUUGCCAUUUGUGUUUUUACAACAGCUUAUGUUCGAUUAAAAUAUCCUCGAUUGCUUGUGCCGACUUUACAAGGGUUCACAAUGCCUUUUUUUAUCAUUACUCUGGGAGCUUACAAAACCGAUUACGAUGUUUUGGAGACGAUUCGAACGGUCUAUGGAUGUAUUAUUGGUGGCGUCAUUGCUUUGAUAGUUAAUUUAACGAUUUUUCCUGAAACAGCAGCAAAAGCAGCAGAAAAAUCUAUAGGAAGCACAAUCGAGUCUAUCAAGGAUGUACUGGCUUUUGUACAUGAAGAUUUGCUAAAAAAUGACGAUUCGGGUGUUAUGACAGGUGACAUUGCAGCUAGUACGAAGCUGCAAAAUUUGAACGACAAACUCCAAAAAAAUAUCAACAAUAUGAGGACAGCCAGUCAAAAUGCAAAAUAUGAGAUUAUUGUUGCUUAUUUUUCCCCAAAAGACUACGUACCUUUAGCCAAUUCUCUCAAUUCAUUAUCUCACAACUUGUAUGGAUUUUCUUUAGCUAUCAAACGAGAAGUGCGGAUUAUGAUAGAGAAAAAAAAUGAUCAAGUGCGUUUGAGUAUUUUAUCUGAUGAUACUUUGCUACAACCUCGCGAUUUUAGAAACAUUGACAGACUACAAGCAGCUAUUCAACCUUCGCUCAAAACAUUUUUAUCUUCCUGCAUUACUGCGUUGAAUCAGAUUGAAGCUAAAUUAGUAGAAUACAAAGCUAUCACUCUUCCGAAAUCUGUAAAAGAUAAGCAACCAACCUCAUUCAAUGAAUCUGACCUUGACCUCGAAUUUGAUUUAGAACAAUUUAAAGAAGCAGAAAUGAUACUGCAGGAAGACUACGAUCGAGCAGAUGCUCUUCCUUCAGAGGAUCGCUUUUUAGUCUUCACCGUUAUAUUCACUUUAGUACAGUUCGGUAAAGAUCUCAUCCAGCUGCAAAAAGUUACCGAUGACAUGAUUCUGAAGAGUAAUCGAGGUAAAGCUUGGCCUUUUAGAAUCUAUUUACCUCAUGUCCAUCUUCAGAGCUGGCUCAGCCGUGGAUCAGAGAACAAAGGACAGUCAGCUCCUGAAAAAGUUAUUUUGGAUAAUCAAAGACUUCAGCAAUCAAGGGGUAGCUUUUCAAAUAGUCUUCAUAAAAAUACACGGCCUUUUUUCGAGGAAGAGGGUGAAGAAAAAAACACUACUACAGCAGCAACGGAUGAAGAAGAUGAUAUCGGAUGUAGUGAAAUAUCACGUAGAGUGAGCCUCAUAGCCGACCGUAUACAAGGAAAUAGCGUACCAUUGCAGCAAAUUGAAGCAAAACAACGAUGGAAAAGAUGGUUAUAUAAUUUCAACAAAUGGCUGCAAUAUGGUCCUACUCGCUAUGGCAUCAAAUUUAUGAUUACUUGCAGUCUGUUAUCUCUGAUGGCCUUCCUACCUAUAGAUGGUGUGAACAAAUUAUACAAUGAGAAUCAUGGACAAUGGGCUCUUUUAUCGGCCAUGGUAGUGUUCAACUACACAGCAGGCUCUACUGUCCUACAGUGCUUCUAUCGAAUUAUAGCUACUAUCAUUGGCGCACUGGCCGGUUAUAUAUGUUUAUUAGCUGGACAUAGAGAUGAAAAUCCAUAUGUUAUUGCUGUUUUGGUGUGUAUUUUCCAGAUACCUAUGUGGUAUUUCUUGUUUGCUACCCGUUAUCCACGCAUUGGUUUCAUUUCUAUUUUGACACUGGCUGUUAUUACCUCCACAGGCUAUUUGAACAGUUUUGGUGAAGACGAAUUUGCUCCUGCUUGGAAACGUACGGUUACUGCUUUCAUGGCCAUUAUUGUGGUUAUGUUAGUUGAUCAGUUGGUUUGGCCUGUGCGUGCUUCAGAGCGUCUUCGUAUUGCUCUUGCGGAUCUGUUAAUUGAUACUGGUAUACAUUACUCGCGCGUAGCUUCUUUAGUAUGCCAGGAAGAUACCAACUCACAUCGCUACCUGUCUACAUUCCGUGAUUGUGAAGCCACUCAACGAUCUCUCUUGAAUCAUCUGCGUGUAGUCCGUGAAAUGCUCUCGUUAGUCGAAAGUGAACCUAGAUUUACGAAAGGACCUUUUCCUGGGAAGGAAUAUGCUGAAAUCUUGGAUCACGAGCGCAACAUUCUUUUUUGGAUAUAUCACAUACAGAAAGCACAGUCAUUGAUUAGUCCAAGCGUACGAAAAAUAAUCAUGCAUCCAGUUAAUUCUUACCGCAAGGAACUCGCAGCUGCUGUUCAUUUGUAUCUUUUUACACUGGCCUGCUCCAUCCGUACCAAGUCAUCUUUACCGGCUUCUUUACCUUCUGCCGAAAUGGCAAGGCAUAUACUGCAGACGAAACGGGCCUCACAGUGGAAACAAAAUUAUGAAGAGUUAUGCAAAAUUUCAGCUGCUUCUGUUGCUCAGCGUAAAAGUGCGGAACAUCAGGUAUUUUGGCAUACAUACGCUGCUGGCUGCACUGAAGUAGUUAUUGAACAAGAGGCGAUGGGCGAGUUAGUGGCCCGAUUAAUGGGUCAACAUGUUUUUACGGCCGCAACGAAUGAUUGGCUACGUGAUACAACUAUUUAA